Molecule: messenger RNA, 2199 nt
Organism: Schistocerca nitens (vagrant locust)
Lineage: Eukaryota; Metazoa; Arthropoda; Insecta; Orthoptera; Acrididae
Product: GATA zinc finger domain-containing protein 14-like
Exons: 1
Coding region: 1-2199 (732 amino acids)
Source: RefSeq, a predicted model, not a curated record
AUGGCCACAGACACCAGGAUCCGCUCAAGUGUGCUGAGCAGAGGCUGUCGCUGCAGCAAACGGGACGGCUUACCACACGAUUGCCGCUGUCCACCAGAACUCAAGGGUGACAGUCCACAGAUUGGCGCUGGAGACCAUCCAUGUCCUCCGCCGGAGCCACAGUUCCAGCAGGGUGCUGGAGCCGGAGACGCCUCUCAGGACUACUGCCAGCAGAUGCCUUCAGACGGCUACUACAGUGGUGGCUCUGUCCCCACCACACCCCGAGACGCAGCUAUGCCCCAAGGGCAGAAUGCACAGUUCGGAAAUCAGGGAGAUAACGAACCACAGCACCAGGGGCACAGCAAUCCGGGAAUAGGACACAAUCCACAUAACAGUCCUUUGGACAAUGCUGUCUAUAGUUCUGGCGAUAACCAGGUUACUGAUGCCACUCAUCACCAUAAUAAUCCAGGCCAUAUGAACAAUUUUGGAAACCCUGGUAGCCAAGUGGAUGGAGCUGGUAAUUUUCCUCAUGUACACUCUGACAAUCCACAUGGACAGUUUGUACCUGCUCAGGGUAAUCCUCAUUCACUCAGCAGUCCUCGUGACGCAGUUCACAAUAACCCACAUCACAUGAGUCAUGGCAAUCCAGGAACCGAAAUUUCACAUGGAAAUCCCCAUCAAAUGAAUCCUAAUUACCCCCAUGGAAACCCCCAUCAAGCUGAACAUGGUAACCCCCACAAUCCUGGUCACAACAAUCCAGGAACUAUCAAUAAUCCGUACCAUGCUCGACAUGAGAAUCAAAUGAAUUUCAAUAACCCACACUCAGGCACUCAUGGUAAUCCUCAUGCCCCCAAUACUGUCAAUAACCCACAUAUGACACACAACCCUGGGCCAAUGGAGAUGUCAAAUAAUCCUGGUACUCAUAUACAAGGACAAACUAUGGGGAAUCCCCAAGCAAUGAAUCCUGGCCACCCACAUCAUGCUGGUCAUGGAAAUCCACAUCAAAUGAACCCUCAUUCUGGUCAUGGAAAUCCCCAUCAAAUGAACCCUCAUUCUGGUCAUGGAAAUCCCCAUCAAGCGAAUCCCGGUCAUGGAAAUCCCCAUCAAGCGAAUCCCGGUCAUGGAAAUCCCCAUCAAGCGAAUCCCGGUCAUGGAAAUCCCCAUCAAGCGAAUCCCGGUCAUGGAAAUCCCCAUCCAAUGAACCCUGGCCACCCACCUCAUACCGGUCAUGGAAAUCCCCAUCCAAUGAACCCAGGCCACCCACCUCACGCUGGCCAUGGAAAUCCCCAUCCUGGUCACAUGCCACAUCAUGGCACAAGUAUGCCAUAUGAUGCAGGUGCCGCUGGAGAGACCUCGACUUAUGGUAACCCUCAUGGACAGUAUUCAGGCAAUCCACAUGGAGUAAAUACUCCAAAUCCAGGUCAUACUCAUGGUAACCCAACAGAAAGCCAUAAUCCUCAUUCAGGUUAUCAGCAUAAUAACCCUCACCAGACCUCAGGCAACCCUAGCAAGGCACCAGACUAUCCAUAUGAAGGGUACCCACCACAGGUACUGCCCCCAAGUCCUAAGCAUAAUCAGAUGUACCCAUCUCACGCAGCUCACGGACAUCACAACCCUGGUACAGCUCACCAGUUUAAUGCAAACAAUCCUGGAUAUGCCCAUCACAUGGGGCAUCAUGAAAGCUAUGGCCAACAGUAUCCACCAAAUGCUAAUAACAUGCACAACCAUCCAAACAACCAACAUUACCCACAUUCAGGCAACAUGCAUAACAAUCCAAACCAAAUGUUCCAACAUAAUAUGACCCACUCUCAUUCUCAAGGUGAUGUUGUCCAUAAUCCACAUCAAUAUAAUUAUCAACACAAUCCCAACGUGCAUGGGGGAAAUCCUCAUUACGGCCAUCAGGGUACAUCUGGCGCUGGUGUUCACAAUCCUGGUACCCACAUGGGACAUCCACACAAUCAGGGACCACAUGAUACCAUGGGAAAUCCUCAUAUGGGGCACCAUGGCUACCCACAAAACAAUAUGCAGGGUGGUUUCAAUCCUCAUGCUUCACCUAGUCAAGUCCAUAAUUUCGGCAUGCAUGGCAAUCCAGGUCAGUGGAAUGCAAACCAGGGAUACCAACAAUUCCAAGGGCAACAUGGCUAUGGGAACCACCCUGGUGGCGGUCAGAUGAAUACAUUUAACAAUCCAUCACAUUAUGGUAACCAGGCAGCAUAUUAA